AAACAACGGCAGCGCUAGCAGCGUUAGCCGCGUGGAUGUGUGGAGUUAGCAGGAAGACGAUGGUGUGGUCGCACCGCAGAUAAAUAUUUCAGUGGUAACGAAGCGACAAUGUCUUCAGUUCAGUAUCUGAGAGAGUUUGUCAGCGAGCGACUAACUGCUGCUGCUGAAGAAAUAUUCGGAGUCUUUGAACAAACUAUCGUCGAGUACGAGGCAGAGAUCGAUCGUCAGCGCAGACUGCUGGAUAUCGUUUGGAAACCCGAGAUAAAGCUGCACAGGAUCGAGCUCCCACAGCAACAUGUGUGUAAGGAGGAGGAGGUUCUCACUGACCAACAGCUCUGGAACCAGCACAGGAACUCCAGUCUGGACCCAGAGCCUCCACAGGUUAAAGAGGAACAGGAGGAGGUCUGCACCAGUCAGGAGGGAGAGCAGCUUGUACUGAAGCAGGAGACCCAGACCUUUAUGUUGACUCGUACUCAUGAGGAAAGUGAGCACAGUGAACCAGAACCAAACAGGGACCACCAGCUCCUGUCUCACUGCUCUGCUGCAGCUGAGAACCAAGACCAGAGAGGAGGACAGCAUGUGGACCCAGGACCAACCAGAGAUGCAGAGUCCAUGACAAAGAAGAGACGUCACAACAACAGAAGACACAGAAACAAGGUGGACAACUCUGCCACCACAAAGAGUCUCUGUGAAACUCACACAGGUACAGAGGCUUUAAAAUGUGACACCUGUGGUAAAACAUUUAAGUAUAAGUCCCAGUUGAAUGUGCACCUGAGAAGCCACACAGGUGAGAAACCGUACCCCUGCAACACCUGUGGGAAACGAUUCAGUCAGAUAUCAACACUGAAUGUUCAUUUAAGAAUCCACACGGAUGAGAAACCAUAUCCCUGUGAAACAUGUGGGAAAGGUUUCAGAACCAGCACAGGUUUGUCGCUCCACAUGAGAACCCACACAGGUGAGAGGCCCUAUGUCUGCAACACCUGUGGGAAAGGGUUCAGGUGUAGCAGUGACUUGUUGGUCCACAUGAGAACCCACACAGGUGAGAAGCCAUAUUCUUGUAAAAUAUGUGGCAGAGCUUUCAGACGUAACAGCGUCUUGAAGCUUCACAUGAGCGUCCACACAGAUGAGAAACCGUACGUGUGCAAGACGUGUGGGAAGAGAUUCUGUAGAAUCUCAUUAUUAAAGUGGCACAUGAGGAUCCACACAGGUGUGAAGCCGUAUUCUUGCAAAAUAUGUGGGACAAAUUUUUUAUGUAGCAGUGUCUUGAAAGUCCACAUGAGAACUCAUACAGGUGAGAAGCCGUACACCUGCAACACCUGUGGGAAAAGAUUCAGCCAGGGAUCAUCACUGAAUGUGCAUUUGAAAAUCCACACAGGUGAGAAACCGUACUCCUGCAACACCUGCGGGAAAAGAUUCAGUCGGAUACCAGACUUGAAAAAGCACAUAAGAACUCACACAGAUUAAAAGUGAUGUAGCUGCUGAACGUGUGGGAGAGUUUUAGUCACUGCAGCACCUGAGGGAGAAGAUUCUUUGACGGUGAGUUGGGAGAUCACACACGGGCAGGUAUGAGAGGUUAUCCAUCAGCUUGUGACGUCAGGUAGAAGAAGUCAGACUUAGAAAACUUUUUUGUUUUCUGUGAUUCCAUAAACCUGUGACACAAACAUAAGUUUUAAACAAUGUAAAAGUUACAAGGUGCUUUAUAAAUAACCUUUGUUUUGUCAAAUAAUUGUGAUAAUAAAAGUGUUAUGAGCAACA
Messenger RNA from Toxotes jaculatrix (banded archerfish), 1755 nucleotides. Its product is annotated as zinc finger protein 664-like. The record is from RefSeq and is a predicted model, not a curated record. NCBI's taxonomy places the organism in Eukaryota, Metazoa, Chordata, Actinopteri, Toxotidae. Gene Ontology annotation, biological process: central nervous system development; regulation of transcription by RNA polymerase II. The transcript has 2 exons. Gene Ontology annotation, molecular function: DNA-binding transcription factor activity, RNA polymerase II-specific; RNA polymerase II cis-regulatory region sequence-specific DNA binding. Gene Ontology annotation, cellular component: nucleus. Bases 109 to 1464 code for a protein of 451 amino acids.